This is a messenger RNA of Megalops cyprinoides (Indo-Pacific tarpon), 1624 nucleotides long. RefSeq names its product acyl carrier protein, mitochondrial-like. Gene Ontology annotation, molecular function: acyl binding; acyl carrier activity. NCBI's taxonomy places the organism in Eukaryota, Metazoa, Chordata, Actinopteri, Elopiformes, Megalopidae. The transcript is spliced from 5 exons. The record is from RefSeq and is a predicted model, not a curated record. The coding region runs from base 42 to 515 and encodes 157 amino acids. Gene Ontology annotation, biological process: fatty acid biosynthetic process. Gene Ontology annotation, cellular component: mitochondrion.
UUCGCUUUGCAUGCUGGGACUGACUGUUCUGCUUCACAGUCAUGGCUUCCCGUGUCCUAGCCCGGUGUGUCCGCUUGCUCGCCCGGCCCUCGGCGAGGCUGUGUCCCGUAAAUGCUGCCGUGAGAGCAGCUGCUGCGCCGCUCCCGCUCAACCAGCGACCGUUCUCCAUCCUGUCCUGCAGCCAGCGAACGCGACAGACCGACCAAAUCCGGAUCCCCGGCUCUCUGGCGCAGCUGUGUCGACAGUAUGGGGACCUGCCGCCUCUGACGCUCGACUCCAUCAAGGAUCGGGUUAUGUAUGUCCUGAAGCUUUACGACAAGAUCAACCCAGAGAAACUCCAAGCCACGUCUCAUUUCAUGAAAGAUUUGGGUUUGGACAGCUUGGAUCAGGUGGAGAUUAUAAUGGCCAUGGAAGAUGAGUUUGGGUUCGAGAUCCCAGACGCAGAGGCAGAGAAGCUGAUGACGCCACAGGAGAUUGUGGAUUACAUUGCAGACAAGAAGGACGUGUACGAGUGACGGGACCUCCUUGUACAUACAGUAGGUAGGAGUGACCUUGUCCCCAUGUGACCCUGUGGGACCUGACAUGGAUGGUGUUUUUUUUUUUUUCUCAGUUUAGACUCAGACAUUUUCACAUGCAGUCUGUGAUGUUCAUGGCUUACAGUGUCAACUGCCUUGUUUUCUGUACACAAUGUAUUUAAUUACAGCAAGACCUAUGUGGAUUAAUGAGUUUGGAGAGAAAUAAGUAAAAAAAUAAAAUGUGAAACCCCCAACUUGACUGUUGAAGUCAUUUUAUCCUGCAGCCCCAUCUAGUGGCCAGGAAUUGUAACCUCCACCAUAUUUCAGACAGCUCACAUUUGUCUUCAUUUAGCAGUUACAAUUGUUGUUUAACUUGGGAAAAACAAAAGACUAAGUGAGUAUUGAGAGCUGAAAUAAACCUGCUUCCAUAAGGGGACAUGUCUGUGUUGUGUUAAUCUCAAGGCAGAUAUGGCUAUGUAUUGCAGUUGUCCCUGGCUAUUACCUCGUCCUGUCUGCAUCUUCCAUGCACACCUCUCCACCUUAGAACAGAAAUCAUCACACUUGACAUUUUCACCCAAAGCAGACUAUUUCUGUUGAUUUUUUAAAAUGUUUUUGAAGGGUUCAGCUUGUUUCAUUGUCUUCAUAUGUAAUGCAACCACCCAGACUUUGUAUGCCUUUCCACUUGUAAUGGACACUCAUGAAUUGUGUGUUAAGAGACAAGCCGCACAUCUUUAAUGUUUUGCAAUCAAGAUGUUGUCUUCACACGAUUCUUACCAGUUACCAGUAGAAACAUUUUUGGUUUAGUUUCUCCUGCGUGCAGCAUUGAAAGGGAUGUAUAGAAUUGCAAGACAUUAACAUUUGAUGGAGUCUUCAAAUCAUUGGCCAGUACUGCCAGCACAGGAAGAAACUAAGCAACGUUCAUCACUGCAACAAAACAUACUAUGUAGAAGCUGGCAUGGUAAUUGUAUGUAACAAAAACAAUAGAUUUUAAUGUGUUCAGCAUCAGCACAGAACAGUUCUCCUAUAGCACCUUGUUUUAUAUGCAAAGUGUGCCUCCAGAUGUGUAAGUGUAGAUGCUCUUGCUGAGUGGGAUCUAAUAAAUUGAGAGU